Dibothriocephalus latus is the source of this 396-nucleotide messenger RNA. The record is from the annotation of a GenBank genome assembly. NCBI's taxonomy places the organism in Eukaryota, Metazoa, Platyhelminthes, Cestoda, Diphyllobothriidea, Diphyllobothriidae.
GUGACCUUGGAUAGUGUUCAGGAGCCGGACGUUUCCAACUCAACGGAACCUUGUCCACUGCCCGAUUUUCAACAAAAUCCGUUGAUGCACCACAAACAGGACAAUGUCCAACAGUGGGAAUCACAGUUCUACACCUACCUGGCCGCUCACAUAGAUGACAAAGGAACCGCGUUCUCCGGCACUAAGAAAUGCCGCCAAGUUUCGGAGGUAAGCAACAGUGGUGACGCCGCUAUUGGCGAACGCAUUCAGAGCAAAUCUCCUCAAAGUGAUCCACGGUCGAAACCAGUUGGCGCCUGCGACGUUGGAAUGCUUACAGCUGAAGCCCCGAUCAGAAAGCAGCAGUCAGUGUAUCCGUAUGUUGCUGAAAUUAAGUAUUCUAAGGGGUACAGGUUUUGA